Messenger RNA from Guillardia theta CCMP2712, 705 nucleotides. RefSeq lists its product as hypothetical. Gene Ontology annotation, molecular function: iron ion binding; oxidoreductase activity. The record is from RefSeq and is a predicted model, not a curated record. Lineage: Eukaryota; Cryptophyceae; Pyrenomonadales; Geminigeraceae. Bases 1 to 705 code for a protein of 234 amino acids. The transcript has 12 exons. Gene Ontology annotation, biological process: lipid biosynthetic process.
AUGCCAGAGUAUGCCUUGUGGUCUGUGGUGAUCCUGUUGGGGCUGGAGCUGAUGAGCUACCUGGUGAAUGAGAUUCCUCAGAGGUUUUUCAACCCAUCCGCCAUCCCCAUCAGAGGGAAGCACCUGGACGUGCUAUCAUGGAAGGAUAUCAGUUUCAUCACGUGGAACAAGUUCACCACCACGUUGUUCACCUAUCACGCCCUUCGUUUCUGCUGGCUUAGCCCGCGGAUCGCUUGGGGCUGGUCUGAGAUGACAAUUUUGAAUACAGUCAUCGCUUUCUUCUCAUUGUUUGUGGUUUACGAUUUCUUCUACUGUAUCUGGCACAGAAUAUUACACGUCAGGGGGCUGUACAAAUUCAUUCACAAGCACCAUCACCAUCAGGCUGCGCCAUCCCGAGGGAACGCAGAUGCCGUGAAUGUUCAUCCGAUUGAAUUCAUCGUGGGGGAAUACUGCCACCUCCUCGCCAUCUUCAUCAUCCCAUGCCAUGCUGUUGUUGCUGCUGUCUUCGUCGUCCUGGGAGGGAUUCUGGCAUCUCUCAAUCAUACGCGUUACGAUAUAGCGGUACCGCUGCUGUUCGAUACGAAAGCUCACGACCAGCACCAUGUUAUCCCGACAGUCAAUUACGGACAGUACACGAUGCUGUGGGAUCGAGUGUUUGGAACUUACGUUCCUCAUCCUCUGUCGUCACGUCCUAAGGCAGAAUGA